AUGAAGCUGAAAUCUGGGUGUUUUCUGCAGCAUCUGCAUUUAGAUGAAGUAAUGUGCUUGUUGUCAGCAGGAAAUGCUGCAGUACUGGCAGACUAUUUCCAGCUCCUGGAUGUUCAUCGAAAGAAUUACCUGAACAAUCUGCAGUUUUAUUGCUUUGUCCAUUAUGUGACUGACCUGAAUAAGGACCAGCUCCUGCUGCUGUUUGACUUGCUGGACCAAAACACGAGGGGGAGGAUUUGCUUCAAUGAGUUCUACACAGUGAACCAUCUUGAAAAGCAGUUCAUCCACCGGCACACAGGACCCACCUUUCAACUGCUGGACAUAGACAGGGAUAAUGGGAUUGAUUUUAAUGAGUUUGAAGUUACAAGGUUUUUCUUCAGCAUCCAGAAAGAAGAACUCAAGAAGAUAUUCAAGUACUUCGAUAUUUCUGGAGAUGAGAAAGAUUACAAGUGCUGUACCUUGGCUUAUGCCUGUGCCAUGGAGAUGCUGAUGCCAGGUUCCUGGGUUAUUGUUUUUACUGAUAAUUCUCCUCCUCUACGUUCCAGUAUCCUCUCCAAUUAUUUGUUACAGGCAGUUGUUGCAUCUCUCCGGUAA
Messenger RNA from Athene cunicularia (burrowing owl), 594 nucleotides. It is a transcript of the gene EFCAB9, whose product is annotated as EF-hand calcium binding domain 9. Gene Ontology annotation, cellular component: sperm principal piece; cytoplasm. Gene Ontology annotation, molecular function: calcium ion sensor activity. The record is from RefSeq and is a predicted model, not a curated record. Lineage: Eukaryota; Metazoa; Chordata; Aves; Strigiformes; Strigidae. Gene Ontology annotation, biological process: flagellated sperm motility.